Pezoporus occidentalis (night parrot) is the source of this 4075-nucleotide messenger RNA. It is a transcript of the gene ZNF319, whose product is annotated as zinc finger protein 319. Bases 475 to 2127 code for a protein of 550 amino acids. Gene Ontology annotation, cellular component: nucleus. Gene Ontology annotation, molecular function: RNA polymerase II cis-regulatory region sequence-specific DNA binding; DNA-binding transcription factor activity, RNA polymerase II-specific. The transcript has 2 exons. Gene Ontology annotation, biological process: regulation of transcription by RNA polymerase II. Lineage: Eukaryota; Metazoa; Chordata; Aves; Psittaciformes; Psittacidae. The record is from RefSeq and is a predicted model, not a curated record.
AGUACCUCUGCGCUCCCGUCUGCUCUCCUGGAAUGGUUGUCGCUUCCCACCUCCCACGGAGGGAUGACUUAGGCUCGGAGCUGGCGCUGGCUCGGGUACCCGUGCAGAAUCCUCGGUAAGCCAAGAGAGAACUGUUUCCUGGGCUGCUUCCCUCACCCUUCCCAAAUGUGAGCACAUCACAGCCAGCACAGAGAAGGACCUCCUCUUGUCUUGCUUCUGCCUCCUGUUCUUUUGUCGGAAAAGCCAAACCAGAUCAGUCCACAAAGAACUUGAGCUGAUCUGAGGAGGAGGCUCUGGAGUUUCAGUCACUGCUUCCCAGGAUCCUGCUGUCGGCUGGAUUUUCUGUCCUUGACUUCAGCAGAUCGGCUACGGGGAAUCAGGAUCUUGGGUACUUUCAAUUCUUGUUUUCACUUGAACCUUCUCCACCAAGAAGCUGAAGCUGUCCCUGCUGAAAUCCCGUGUUUUUCCCCAAGCAUGUCAGAAAGCUGGCAGCAGCAACAGCAGCAACCACCGCAGCCACCACAGCAGCACCACGCUGGGGCAGCCGCUCUCACAGAGCACUCCAUCCCGCCCAGCACUGACAGCUCCCUGGGCUGUGCUGUCUACGGCAUACUGCUCCAGCCAGACCCCGGUCUGCAGCACCCCCAGCACGCCUCCCUCCAGGUUGGAGACCUGUCCCACAAAUGUGGGGUGUGUGGCCAUGACCUCACUCACCUCUCCAACCCCCAUGAGCACCAGUGCUUGCCAGGCCAUGAUCGCUCUUUCCAGUGUACCCAGUGCCUGAAGGUCUUCCACCAGGCCACUGACCUUCUCGAACACCAGUGCAUCCAGGUGGAGCAGAAGCCCUUUGUGUGUGGUGUCUGCAAGAUGGGCUUCUCCCUCCUGACCUCACUGGCGCAGCACCACAACGUCCACAACAGCAACGCCAUGAAGUGCUCUAUCUGUGAGAAAACCUACAAGCCCCCUGAGGCAGAGCAUCUGCAGCCUCUUGACACCUCAGAGAAGCCCUACAGCUGCUCCAUCUGUCAGAAAACCUUCAAGCACCUCUCGGAGCUGUCCCGGCAUGAGCGCAUCCACACGGGUGAGAAGCCCUACAAGUGCACGCUGUGCGACAAGAGCUUCAGCCAGUCAUCCCACCUGGUGCACCACAAGCGGACACACAGCUCGGAGCGGCCCUACAAGUGCACGGUGUGCGAGAAGACCUUCAAGCACCGCUCCCACCUGGUGCGUCACAUGUACGCGCACUCCGGGGAGCACCUCUUCAAGUGCAACGUCUGCGAGUUGCACUUCAAGGAGUCGUCAGAGCUGCUGCAGCACCCCUGCACACCCAGCGGGGAGCGACCCUUCCGCUGCAGUGAGUGUCAGAAGGCUUUCAAGCGCCCAUCUGACCUGCGGCAGCAUGAGCGCACGCACAGCGAGGAGCGGCCCUUCAAGUGUGACCUGUGCCAGAUGAGCUUCAAGCAGCAGUAUGCGCUGAUGCGCCACCGCCGCACGCACAAGGCUGAGGAACCCUUCAAGUGCAACCUGUGUGAGAAGGGCUUUGUGCAGCCCUCGCACUUGGUGUACCACCAGCAUGUGCAUGGCAUAGAAAACCUCUUCAAGUGCAACGUGUGCCAGAAGGGCUUCAACCAGUCCUCGGAGCUGCUGCGGCACAAGUGUGUGCAGAACGCAGAGCGUCCAUUCAAGUGUGGCAUAUGCAACAAGUCCUACAAGCGGGCCUCAGCGUUGCAGAAGCACCAGCUGGCCCACUGCUCCGAGAAGCCCCUCAAGUGCACGCUCUGUGAGAGACGUUUCUUCUCCUCCUCCGAGUUCGUGCAGCACUGCUGCGACCCGGCCCGUGAGAAACCCCUCAAGUGCCCUGACUGUGACAAGCGGUUCAAGUACGCCUCAGACCUGCAGCGCCACCGGCGUGUGCACACCGGUGAGAAGCCCUACAAGUGCCCCUCCUGUGAGAAGGCCUUCAAGCAGCGCGAGCACCUCAACAAGCACCAUAGUGUGCAUGCCCGGGAGCAGCAGUACAAGUGCAUGUGGUGCGGGGAGCGGUUCCUGGACUUGGGCCUGCUGCAGGAGCACAGUGUCCAGCACACAACCGAGGGCGCCUACCAGGUGGCUGCCUGCUUGUCAUGAGCCUCCUGCCCCUUGGUGGCUUGCAGCUUGCAUGUGAUGCUCCAGAGCCUCAGCCUCCCCCUUCCCUCUUCUUGGUUGUAAACAGAGUUUGGGGGUAGAGAGGUAGGGAGGUCAGGCAGGUAAACUUUCCUCUGGCCUCUGUGGUUGCUACACCACUUGUUUUACAGGGGCGAUGGACGAUGUGAAAAGCUCAAAGGGGUGGAGAGGAAAGGAGGGAGGUGGGGAGCCUGUAGUUGCCUAGUUCACGCUGUACCUGCAGUUCCAGUGCUGGGAUCUGAGCUGUGGGCACCAGCCUUUCGCAUGCAGCCUUUUUUCAGUCCUCUGCCUGACGGUGCUGGUCCAUAGGGCUGGGUGACUCCUCCUGAGAGGGCUUAGGAGAAGGGCAGAGAGAGCUCAGCGAGGAAGUAGCAGGUUUCUGCUUCUGGGAUCUUCCAUAUUUCUUGGUCCAAGAUCAGUUGCAAGGACUGCUUCAGUUUGUUAGUGUUGACUGCCUUGACCUCCCCUGCUCUCCCUCUUUCUAGAGUGUAGAAAGGGAAAAGCCAUGGGGCCGCAUAGCUCCAAAAAGCACUUUGGCAUUGCUGCUUUUGCAGUCAUUGGCUAUCACACCCUGCAAGGGUCCUGGGUGAGCCUGCCCAUCCCUGCCAGCAGCAUGGGGAGGAGUAGCAAGCGCUGUGCCUCUACUGGCAAAUGUGGCAAGGAGGGUCUCCCUGCCCUGCUCAUGACUGAGAGCCUGCUUCCGGAGGGACCCAGCUCUCCUGCCAAAACUCCCUCCCAGCCUCUGGGCCCCUUUGCACUGCUUGGGCUGUCAGCAUCCCCCCGGGGGCAUCAGGCAAAGAGCCCUUCUGGCUGUUGUAACAGUAAAGGUUGAGAGAACACUACUAAUAACCUACAGUUUGAGAAGUGUCAACCUUGCCAACAGGAACCCAUGCUGCCAGGAGCUUGGUGGCUGAUUUGCUGGAGGGAACCAAAGCAAGCCAGGGGCAUCCAUCCUGGCCUGCAGGCUGGGCUCUAGAGGAAGGGGAAGGUCAGGAGUGGGCAAAGGAGUGCAUUUUUCCCCUCUUGUGGGAGUCCUGUUUUACCCCUUUACUCUGUCUUUACCUCUUCUGUAUUUUUCAGGUUUUGCACAGUUCUUGUAAACAUCACUUACAAAUAAAUUUCCCCUAGCAAAGUUGAUGCAGCCUCAGGUGUUUUCCUCUGCAGGAAUUUGCUGGCUUCUCAUGACCGAGGGACCUGUUACAUGCCAGUUAGAUGCCUUGGAGAUUGAAGGUGUGCUCACUAGGUUGCCCAUCAGCCUUUCCCUCUCUGUCUUUGGAGACAUUAAGAUGUUAAAAGUCCAUCUGCAGGGAUACUCACCCACUUGCUGUAUAUGGUCGUGGACAGCCUGCUGUAGCUGACCUUGUGCAAGCAGAUUGGACAAGAUGGUUCCCCAAGGUCCCUGCCAGCCUCAGCUCUUCUGUGCUGUUUGUUGGCCGUUGUGUGAGGCAGGAAUGUUGUGAUGAGUGGUAAUUAGUAAGCAGUAGCCAGUAACUUGCCCUUGUGCUGCACAGGUGAUGAGAACAAGGUUAAUAAAUAUUGUCCACAGCAAAUACAGGAAGAUGAACCUUGUAGAGGCCUGGGCAGCACCUGCUUUGCUGGUUGGGGACUACUCAUAUAAAAGGUGGAGAAGGACUUUUGUUUCGAGGAUGGUGAGGAGGGAUGGGGACAAUUCAGUGAUAGGUCUGACUCUGGGGCUCAGUCUUCAUGUGCAGCUUUAAGUGGGUUAAAGCAGAGCUUGCUCUGUGCUGCCCAAGGAAGAGGGAACGAUGGUUAUCUUCAUGCUGCCUCAAAGAUGUAGAACUUCCUACCGAGUUUUCUGUCCGUGUUUCUAUUUCCUUUUUUCUUGUUUUGCCUUUUUUUUUUUCUUUUUAAGCAGUUUGUUAAUACUCAUUAAAAAUACUGUAUAGUUUAA